GAAUACCUGCCUGAACAGAAUUACACCUUCUGGCAGUGGUUUGAUGGGGUUAUGGAGGUGCUGAAGAAGCAUUUGAAGCCCCAUUGGAACGAUGGAGCCAUUCUGGGCUUUGUCAAUAAGCAGCAAGCGCAUGACCUGCUCAUCAACAAGCCGGAUGGGACCUUCCUGCUGCGAUUCAGUGACUCAGAGAUCGGCGGCAUCACCAUUGCUUGGAAGUUUGACUCCCCUGAACGGAUGUUUUGGAACCUGAUGCCCUUCACAACCAGAGACUUCUCCAUCCGCUCACUGGCUGACCGCCUGGGAGACCUCAGUUACCUCAUCUACGUGUUCCCUGACCGGCCCAAGGACGAGGUCUUCUCCAAGUACUACACGCCGGUUCCCUGUGAGUCCACGCCAGCUAAAGCUGUGGAUGGAUACGUGAAGCCACAGAUCAAACAAGUGGUGCCAGAGUUUGCCACCGCAUCUGGGGACUCAACCCCUGGGUCAGCCACUUACAUGGAUCAAGCACCAUCUCCUGCCGUGGGCUCCCAGACCCAUUACAACAUGUACACGCAGAACCCCGAGGCCGUGCUGGACCCUGAAGGGGACUUUGACCUGGACGACACGAUGGACGUAGCAAGGCAUGUCGAGGAGCUUCUACGGCGGCCAAUGGACCAUCAGUGGAUCCCUCACGCCCAGUCGUGACCUGGGGGUACCUCCCCCCACACCCUGUGACAGCCCCACCUGGCAGCCACGGCCUUGGGGAUGACACGGGGAUGCAGCCCUCCUGAGAGCAGCCUCGUGUUCAUGUCUCUGUGCCAGAGCCAGUGGUAUGUGAGGGCUGGGGUGUCCUUUCCCAAGGGUUUGCUCUGAACCGUCUGCAGUGCCCCAGGGCUGCACGAGGCUCUCUGGUGUUUUAUCCCCUUGUACAAAAGGCAGUGGAUUUGUCGCAUGGUUUUCCUGUACGUUCCUUUGAGGCCCAGCUUUGGCUUUCUGCUUCUGCAAGCUCCUGCUCUCAUGGCUGUUCCCUAGUGCACCACGCGUGUCUUUGGCAUCCCACUGGCUCCCUCUGGAGUCUGGAUCGUUGCCUGUGCCCCAACAAGCCCCUUCAGAUUUGGCAAGAGACCUGAGGGAGGUGAGGAGGGUGGCGCUCCUUAAAUCCCAUUUUCUGUCACUGUUACGUAGAUCCAGAUUCACCCUGGAUCCCUAGCUGCUCUGUUCCGUGGGGGUGGGGGUGUGCGCAGGGGGUGCGGUGAGCAUCGGGGUCCUGGAUGGGGACGGGGAGUGUGGCAGUGGGUGAGUGCCUGAGAAGGCCACAUGUGACCUCUCUUGGGCAUCCCACCCUGCCAAGGCAAGUCUGUGUCCAGAAGCUGCUCCCAUGUUGGGGAUGAUCAGGCUGGCAGUGCCCUGCCAGGGGCUUUCUUGCUUGGGGGUCCUUGUCAGGUCUGUCUUUGGCAUGAAAAGUUCACAAGGAAUUUGUGUGCCUCCGUGUUCCUGCCCCCGUGGCACCCUUGCAUCAGCGUGUUGGGUGAACCAUGCUGCCCUGGCUCCUCUCAGGUUUGCUUGCUUAACCAGGGGUGAGAGGAACAAGGUUGUGUCAAAGAGGGGAUCCCAGGCCUGAGGCCCAGGGUCA
Messenger RNA from Gavialis gangeticus (Gharial), 1612 nucleotides. RefSeq names its product signal transducer and activator of transcription 5B-like. The record is from RefSeq and is a predicted model, not a curated record. The coding region runs from base 52 to 684 and encodes 210 amino acids. NCBI's taxonomy places the organism in Eukaryota, Metazoa, Chordata, Crocodylia, Gavialidae. Gene Ontology annotation, molecular function: DNA-binding transcription factor activity, RNA polymerase II-specific; RNA polymerase II cis-regulatory region sequence-specific DNA binding. Gene Ontology annotation, biological process: growth hormone receptor signaling pathway via JAK-STAT; regulation of transcription by RNA polymerase II; defense response. The transcript has 6 exons.